CAGACCGCCUAGCGGUUGUAGUUUGGCAACUCCAAAGAUGGCUAGCAAAAGUGCAGCGAGUUUGGAGAAAUAUGUGAGGGAGCGGGUUCCGCCAAUGCUAACUGACCAGUACCAGUUCACCAUGGCUUACACGUACUGGAAGAGCGGCCGACACCAGGAUGAGGCCGUGUUCGAGUUAUUUUUCCGUGAAAAUCCCUUUGGAGGCGAGUUUUCGCUCUUUUCAGGACUCACAGAUUGCUUGCUGUUUCUGAAAAACUUCAAGUAUACGGAGCAAGAUGUCGCCUUCCUGAAAAGUGUUCUGCCCAGUACGACGGAGGAAGGUUUUUUCCGUUAUUUGCUCACCAUGGACGCCAGCGGAGUUUCUGUCUGCUCCUUUCCCGAGGGAUCUGUGGUGUUCGACAGAGUGCCCCUAAUGGAGGUAAAUGGGCCUCUGGCCGUGGUGCAGCUGCUGGAAACCAGUCUACUCUGUCUGGUCAACUACGCCAGCCUGGUGUCCAGUAACGCUGCGAGGCUCCGUCUGGCCGCAGGUCCGAAGAGGAGGAUGUUAGAGAUGGGGCUGAGGAGAGCGCAGGGGCCGGACGGGGGACUGUCUGCAUCCCGCUACUCCUACAUCGGGGGGUUUGACAUGACCAGCAACAUGCUCGCCGGGCAGCUCUUUGGAAUACCAGUGUCAGGGACCAUGGCACACUCUUACAUCACUUCCUUUUCCUCCCUGGAGGAAGUGCGGCAUCGCACCCUGGCCCCAGCCCUGGGGGAGGGCCCGGCUCUUGACCUGGUGUCUCUGAGUCAGGCCUGGCUGCCCCGGGUUUGCUCCCUCCUGCAGGUGACGCAUAGUGAGGUGAACGAGGGGGAGCUUGCUGCCUUCAUCUCCUAUGCACUCACCUUCCCCAGGAACUUCCUGGUGCUGCUUGACAGCUACAGCGUCAUGAGGAGCGGGGUGCUGAAUUUCUGCGCCGUCGCCCUGGCGCUGUGCCAGCUGCACUACCAGCCGAUCGGGGUUCGACUGGACAGCGGGGACCUCUGCGGGCAGUCAGUGGAACUGCGCCGAAUAUUCCUGGCCUGCAGCUCCAGGUUUCAGGUAGCCGAGCUGCAGUCUCUGCUGAUUGUUGGGAGCAACAACAUCUCUGAGAAAUCCUUGCUGGAGAUGAAUGGGCAGGAGAAUGAGAUUGACGUUGUUGGUGUUGGGACCCAUCUGGUGACCUGCCCAUUGCAGCCCUCGCUGGGCUGUGUUUACAAGCUGGUUCAGGUGAAUGGUGCCCCGCGGAUGAAGCUCACUGAGGACUCUGGGAAGAGUACCCUGCCCGGGAGGAAGGCUGUCUACAGGCUGUUCAGCCAGGACGGUCACGCUUUCCUGGACCUGCUGGCUCUGAGGGAGGAGCCAGUCCCGGCGGAGGGGAUUGCAGUGCAGUGCAGAGUGCUGGGAGGGUGGGAGGAGGAGACGGUGACUGCAGCACGCGUGGAGCGCAUCCAUCAGCAGUGCUUCACACAGGGCCAGAUCAGCCAGACUCUUCCAAGCACUGCUGACAUCCGAACCCGAGUCCAGGCUGCACUGAGCACGCUCCACCCAGGACAGAGGAGACUACAGCAGCCGGAGCGAUACAAGGUAGCUGUGUCAGAGAAACUCUACUGCCUACUCAGGGACCUCAAGAACAGUUUGAAGAACUAGCUCUCUCAAUCUGAAACCAGUUAAACCCAUGCCUGAUUAUCGUUAGGGGCGUCAUGAUACACUGAUGUCACAAUACAUAUUCUGUUUGUGAUGACCCUGAUGGGCUGUUAGUAUGAUGCAUAAUAAGAUCAAAUGAUAAUUUAAUGAUGGACCACUUUGUUAAAACAACAAAUUACAUGAUAUCGGGGGAGAAUAUGUAUUCACACCAACUAUAAAACACACUAAUUCAUCAUUCAAGAACCACUUUGUGAGCUACAAUGAGCUAUGGUGUGAUCUUGCAUCACAAUGAAAAUGAUGCAUACCUCUUUUAAGAUGUGAUAUAUCAUGUAAAGAAAGUAUCGCAAUUCAUCGAUGCACAUAAUUGUCCAGGUGCACAGGUCUGUAUGGAGAAUGGGUAGUAAAGCACUGUGCUGUCCCAGUGACUGCCCUCCCCUCCCUCUGCAAGCAGGUUCAUUCAGGUUUCGGGGUGGAAAAUGGGUAAUAGGUAAUUCCCUUUAACAUGUUGUUUUAAAUAUGUAGGUAUUACAAAAAUGAAUAAAACAUGUUAAUUACACAAUGUAAAAUAAAACUUUCCCUGUUUGCUCAAUCAAUAGCAAUCUGACAUUGUGGUUCAAUAUAGAACCUGUUGUGAUCAAAACAACUAAACCCACUCAUAUUUAA
Acipenser ruthenus (sterlet) is the source of this 2326-nucleotide messenger RNA. RefSeq names its product nicotinate phosphoribosyltransferase (gene naprt). Lineage: Eukaryota; Metazoa; Chordata; Actinopteri; Acipenseriformes; Acipenseridae. The coding region runs from base 38 to 1666 and encodes 542 amino acids. The transcript is spliced from 13 exons. Gene Ontology annotation, biological process: NAD+ biosynthetic process. Gene Ontology annotation, molecular function: nicotinate phosphoribosyltransferase activity. The record is from RefSeq and is a predicted model, not a curated record.